UUCAGAUCGUGUGACGCCGUCCAGGGCCCAAAGAACGCCUUUGCUACGCGCUUAUGACGCAAGAGGACGCGAAGACGCGACGAUUUCUGUGAUCGAAGGAAGUUGAAAGGCACGCUCGCGAGCCACACCCGCGCGCACCUCGCCAGGCACAUAGCGCAUGCUAUAGCCUGCUAAGAUCACUGCAUUCGUAUUGCGGACGUGCUCACCCUCGAAAUAAGGCAACUCGACAGCUUGCACGGCACACUCGCGGGCCCCUUUGCGAUCUUGAGAACGCUCCGACACUGACUAUCUGCUUUGACGGCACGGGCAAUGAUGGCAGCACAACAGGCAUCGUCUUCAAGACCACCACUACGACUUCACAAAGGCUCGAGCUACAGCUAUUCGUCUCAGGGCAGCUCAUCCAGCACAAGUAGUGCUCCGAGCGGCUCUAGCUGCGCGACAGCCAGCGCGUCGAGCUCACGCUCGAGGCAUGGUCUAUUCGACAAGCUCAAGAAGAAGCUGUCCAGCGCGAACGACGAGGAAGACAGCGACGAGGAGGAAUUCGGCUGCCGCGGUCUGGCCGUGUUUGACGACGACGAGCCGGUAGAAUGUCUAGCAGCACUGGAAUCUACCAGUAUGAAGCGCAACGUCUCUGAGCCCAUGACGGCGGCUCUGCCGGUGCGCAGCCUGUCGCGCGCUCAAGCCACGCGUCAACGACCAUCCUUGCGAUCCCACGCAAGUGCGUCAGCACUGGCCCAGACGGCACUCGCAGCUUCGCCGGAAAUCGGGACGAAGACGACCAUCGCGUCACGGCAGUCUCCAUCGAGCAGAUCGCGACGACCGCCUCAAAUUCACCAACGCAAAGAAUCGCUCACUUCUGCCGAUCGAGCACUCGCGCUGGCACGCGAAGAGACUGAUGCAAUCGAUGCCCUGGCUCAGUAUAUGGCCACUCAGGCGAGCAUUACGCAAGAAAGGCGCUCGCACGGCUCCCGGCCUGCUGUGGCCGCCCGGGCCGAGCUUGCCAUCAGGACCGAUCUGCCUGCGCCCCAAGCUUACCCUUCACGAUACAGCGACAUCUUGCCACCCGAACGAACGAGCUCUGUCGUGUCUCUCUCGAUGAGCAGGACACGCUCGAGCAAUUCGAGCAUCAUCUCUACACCUGCACUGUCGAGCUGCUCGACCGCAAGCAUCAGCUCACCCUCGUCAGAGGUCGAGCCAGACUGGGCUGGACCCUAUUCGCAUCUUACACGCACAAGCUACAGCAGCACGAGCCCAACACGAACGAAGAAAGUCACGUAUGAAAUCGCUCAGCAGCAUCGCCGAACAACAUCACGCACCAUCGCAAAUCACGACAGCACGACGAGCACUGCAGGUACAGGCUCAUACGAGUACAUCUGAGCAUAACAUUCUGUACACAUGAGCAUUGAAGCACCAGUGUCUCAUCGUGAGUGACCUAGUCGCGUGGUCG
This is a messenger RNA of Mixia osmundae IAM 14324, 1447 nucleotides long. RefSeq lists its product as uncharacterized. The transcript is spliced from 2 exons. The coding region runs from base 310 to 1377 and encodes 355 amino acids. Lineage: Eukaryota; Fungi; Basidiomycota; Mixiomycetes; Mixiales; Mixiaceae. The record is from RefSeq and is a predicted model, not a curated record.